GUGUCAGGGAGCAACAGAUGUGAGUUCCUUUUUUACUUUCUUUCUUUCUUUGUCUUGUCUACUGGGAAGCUCCAUUCCUUUUGUUGUUGUUGUUGUUUGUUUGUUUUUUGUUUUUGAGAUGGAGUCUCACUGUGUUGCCCAGGCUGGAGUGCAGUGGUGUGAUCUUGGCUCACUGCAACCUCUGCCUCCCGGGUUCAAGCGAUUCUCGUGCCUCAGCCUCCAGAGUAGCUGGGAUCACAGGCGUGCUACCAAGCCCGGCUAAUUUUUGGUGUUUUUAGUAGAGACGGGGUUUCACCAUGUUGGCCAGGCUGGUCUUGAACUCCUGACCUCAGGUGAUCCGCCUACCUUGGCGUCCCAAAGUACUGAGAUUACAGGCGCACGCCACCGCACCCAGCCCAAUAUAUGUGUAUUUUUAACGUUACUAUAUAAUGCUAGAUUGCUUCAGACUGGUCUUUACAAAUCGGAUCCUUCUUAUGGUUUCCCAUAUGUCCAGAAUGAAAUAUGAGCUCCCUGGCCAAUGAGGCCCUACAGCACCUGGCCCCAGCCUACACCCCCUACACUCCCAACACACUGACACUGUCUACUCAUCCAGAAAAAGCAACCUGUUAGCCACCACUUAAUAUACCCCUUCACCCCCGGUGUGUGUGUCCCACAUCGCCAUUUAUUUUUCAGCUUGUUUGUCUGCAUACCGACCCACCGUCCUUCAAACGCUACAACGUAAACUCCCAGUCCUGGCCACUGGAUGAAGCCAGUGGCUUUUCCCUACCUCCUACUCUUUGUGCACGCAGAGCAAUUUAGCCACGCAUCCCGCCUUCCCGUUAUUUUACACCUGCAACCCUGUUGCUGCCCUCCAAGUUCAAAGUGCGAAAUUGCCGCCUGCUAGAAUCUUUUCCUUAGUUGGGCACUUCCCCUCCCCGCCCUGCCGUAAGAAAACUGGUGUCUGAAGUCUUAGGAGUGCCUGCCUCUGCAUAACUAAGUAAACAACCGCUUUGCGACGCAGCCCCAGCAGCAAAAAGACACGGUGGGCACGGCCAUCUCGCCUGGAGCAGUGACGUCACCGGCAAGGCUACCUUCUCUCUGCGCCUGCGCGGCGGCCCCAUGUUGACUAUUGGCGGACGGGGGUCUCAAAGGCGCCACUGAGCGUGCGCAGAACCGACCCCUGCAGCCCUUUAGGCUGCGGUGCCAAAGAGUCGGUCCCGAAGCGGAAGUGCUUGUUGGGGCCAGGCUUUGUAACGGUCUCCUGAGCAGCGAGCAGAAAAUCUGUUAUCGAGAGAGAGUGACGUUGAGGGGCACAGUGACCUGCCCCUAAGGGUUCAUGCGCAUCCCUCAGACCCCUCUUUAGACGCGCCCCGCUUCUCCCUCUGCCCUCUCCCCUUGCCCAAGCUCCGAGGUGGGGGCCUGGUGUGAAUGCUCCGGCCGAAGUGAACCUGCACCCCCGCACCCGAAGGCCUCUUUCCGGCUCCUGGGCAAGGCGGCCCCGGUGAGGUGAGCAGAAGGAAGGAGAGGCACCUGCGAGGUCUCACCUGACCCCGGGCCUCGCCCAGAGUUGGGGGCCUGGGAGGAGGGCUCGGCCGUCACACAUCUCUGCUUUUUCCAAGAAGAGCAGGAAAUGGCCAAACCCCAGGGGCUAGUGACAUUUGAAGAUGUAGCUGUGGAUUUCACCCAGGAGGAGUGGCAGUACCUGAACCCACCACAGAGGACCCUGUACAGAGACGUGAUGCUGGAGACCUACAGCAACUUGGUCUUUGUGGGGCAGCAGGUUACCAAACCAAACCUCAUCCUCAAGUUGGAGGUAGAAGAAUGCCCGGCAGAAGGAAAAAUCCCAUUUUGGAACUUUCCAGAAGUCUGUCACGUUGAUGAACAGAUUGAGAGGCAACAUCAGGAUGACCAAGAUAAAUGUCUGCUGAUGCAAGUUGGAUUUUCUGACAAGAAAACAAUUACCACCAAGAGUGCUCGUGACUGUCAUGAGUUUGGAAACAUACUUCAUCUGAGUACAAACCUUGUUGCUUCAAUACAAAGACCCGAUAAACACGAAUCAUUUGGAAAUAAUAUGGUAGAUAAUUUAGACUUAUUUAGUAGAAGUUCUGCAGAAAAUAAAUAUGAUAAUGGAUGUGCAAAAUUGUUCUUCCAUACUGAGUAUGAGAAAACAAAUCCUGGAGUGAAGCCCUAUGGCUAUAAAGAGUGUGGGAAAGGUCUUAGGCGAAAGAAAGGCCUUAGUCUACAUCAGAGAAUUAAAAAUGGAGAGAAACCCUUUGAAUGUACUGCAUGUAGGAAAACCUUCAGCAAGAAGUCACACCUCAUUGUACAUUGGAGAACUCAUACGGGAGAGAAACCUUUUGGAUGUACCGAAUGUGGAAAAGCCUUUAGCCAAAAAUCUCAGCUCAUUAUACACUUGCGAACUCAUACAGGAGAGAGACCCUUUGAGUGUCCUGAAUGUGGAAAAGCCUUCAGAGAAAAGUCAACUGUCAUCAUACAUUACAGGACUCACACAGGAGAAAAACCUUAUGAAUGUAAUGAAUGUGGAAAAGCCUUCACUCAGAAGUCCAACCUCAUUGUCCAUCAAAAAACCCACACUGGAGAGAAAACCUAUGAAUGCACUAAAUGUGGAGAAUCUUUCAUACAGAAGCUUGAUCUAAUUAUACAUCAUAGUACCCAUACAGGAAAGAAACCCCAUGAAUGUAAUGAGUGUAAGAAAACUUUCAGUGAUAAGUCAACUCUCAUUAUACACCAGAGAACUCAUACGGGAGAGAAACCUCAUAAAUGUACCGAAUGUGGGAAGUCUUUCAAUGAGAAGUCAACCCUCAUUGUGCAUCAAAGAACUCAUACAGGAGAGAAACCCUAUGAAUGUGAUGUGUGUGGGAAAACCUUCACGCAAAAGUCAAACCUUGGUGUACAUCAGAGAACUCAUUCAGGAGAGAAACCCUUUGAAUGUAAUGAAUGUGAGAAAGCCUUCUCUCAGAAGUCCUACCUCAUGCUGCAUCAGAGAGGUCAUACAGGAGAGAAACCUUACGAGUGCAAUGAAUGUGAAAAAGCAUUUUCACAGAAAUCAUAUCUCAUUAUACAUCAAAGAACUCAUACAGAAGAAAAACCCUAUAAAUGUAAUGAAUGUGGCAAAGCCUUCAGAGAAAAGUCAAAGCUCAUUAUACAUCAGAGAAUUCAUACAGGAGAGAAACCUUAUGAAUGUCCUGUGUGUUGGAAAGCUUUUAGCCAGAAGUCACAGCUCAUAAUACAUCAGAGAACUCACACGGGAGAGAAACCCUAUGCAUGCACUGAGUGUGGCAAAGCCUUCCGAGAAAAGUCAACAUUCACUGUACAUCAAAGAACUCAUACUGGAGAGAAACCCUAUAAAUGUACAGAAUGUGGGAAAGCCUUUACCCAAAAAUCAAACCUUAUUGUACAUCAGCGAACCCAUACAGGAAAGAAAGCCCAUGGAAGAGGCCACACUCGGAAGUCAAAGUUCAUGGCACAUUAGAGAGCUAAUCAGCAGUAUCUAUUAUGGACACUGAAAGAAAGUUGUGUCAAUUUUACUCACAUUUUAAAAGUAUAUUUUGACUUGUGGUUUAAAUAUGGGAGUAAAUUCAGCCUUUCUUCUUUUCAUCUCAGUCAUAACCCAAAAGCUACGGGAGAAAAAGCAGAAGUGUAAUCUCUGUAUCUGACAAAAUUAGGAGACAGCUACAACCCUGAUGAGAGGGCUGCCACAGGCAGAGGAAAUGAAGCACUGGUGCAGGAGAUUUCAGAGUGAGCGUGCUCAAGGCUGCAGAUGCGAGACACCACUGGUAAGGACUGUUAGCUGAGGUUCGGGAUAUACCCCGAGGCGCGGAACCAUAGAUAUAACAGUGGUAACAGUGCGUGGGCAGGUAGGAGGUAGGAUGUUUCCUAGACCAUUUGGGGUCUGAGGAGAAACAGGCUGGGGCCUCGAGAAGGAGUCACUCAGACAAGCCAUAUUUGUAGAAAGUAGUCUACUGAUGGGAGCAACAGUUAUGGCGUGCUGGGGGAAGAGAAGGGACUUUUCCUUGUGAAGAGCCCUACAGCUGCCCCUAUUUACUGACUUGGGAGAAGUAAAGUCAGAAAGAACGAACAGCUGUGGGGGGAAAAAAUUCUCAGUUGUCAAAAAAAAAACUGAUCUGCUUAGAAUGUGGCCCUGGUUUAUUUUCCCACAUGAACCUCCAGCAAAUAGCAAGUCCAGGAAAAACUCUUCUCAUUCAAAGAGGAAUUAUUCAAAAGUAAUCAAAACCACAAAUGCAUUUGGUUUUUGGGCCAGCAAUUCCACUUCUAGGAAUGUACAUACUCACACAUGUACAAAAUGAUGAACAUACAGAAGUAUUCAUUAAUGCACUGUUUGUGAAAACAAAAGAUUGGAAGCUGUCUAAAUGACACCAUAUCAGGGUUCUGGUUCCCUAAAUUGUGGUAUCUUCAUACAGCCUACUCCUGGGUAGACAAUGAAUAAAUAAGGAGAACUUGGAAACCAUUUAUGUAGUGAUGUGGGAUAACCUUCAGUUUAUGUUAUUAGGUAGGAAAAAUAAGGUUGAGGACAGUGAGUAUAAUACACUGCCAUUUGUAUAUAAAAAGGAGAAAAAUGGUAAGUACAUAAUUGUGAAUUCAUAAGUUAUCUCUGGAAAGAGACAUGAGAACCUGGUAACCCUGAUUACCUUGGGAGGGGAAGGGGCAGUGGUGGCUGGGGGGAUGGAAUUGAAAGGGAGACAACUGUAUCCUUUCAUAGCUUUUGAAAAUGUGGGUGUACUAUGUACUAUGUGGAUGUACUACCUUUUCAAAAAUAAAACAUUUAAAAAGCUA
Messenger RNA from Gorilla gorilla gorilla (western lowland gorilla), 4794 nucleotides. RefSeq names its product zinc finger protein 182 (gene ZNF182). Gene Ontology annotation, biological process: embryo development; regulation of transcription by RNA polymerase II. Gene Ontology annotation, molecular function: RNA polymerase II cis-regulatory region sequence-specific DNA binding; DNA-binding transcription factor activity, RNA polymerase II-specific. Bases 1610 to 3472 code for a protein of 620 amino acids. NCBI's taxonomy places the organism in Eukaryota, Metazoa, Chordata, Mammalia, Primates, Hominidae. The record is from RefSeq and is a predicted model, not a curated record. Gene Ontology annotation, cellular component: nucleus. The transcript has 6 exons.